UGUGAGGUGUGUGCACGAGUUGCCUGUCGAAGAGACACGAACUGGGACAGAAGGGUAGCCCCUGAGAGAGAGAGAGAAUCGCCCACCUGUGUCUUUAGUGACAGAUUCCCUCCUCGGCUCUCUCACAUGGAAUAGAUCACCGGGACAUUUUGUGACAAUAAAAGGACUCGUUGCAUAUACUGGUCGGUUUCCAUAGUAACUGCAUUGAAGGACACGUUGUUUCAUUCACAAUCUUCCCAAAUGCAGGAAAUUAUACAAAUGUGCAGCUUCGAUGGGACCAAGUCCACCAAGGGCGCCUCGAAGAUGAGGCGGGACAUGAUCAACGCAGAGAUUGGGCAGCUGCGGGACCUCCUGCCCCUCCCGCCCUCCACUCGCCAGAGGCUCUCGCAGCUACAGCUGAUGGCCCUCGUCUGCGUCUACGUCAGGAAGAGUAAUUACUUCCACCAAGUUUUCAAACAACAAGACCAAAAUCACAGUCCGACGCCGAACAUCGGUUUCUCCAAGGCAAUGAACGGAUUUAUGAUGAUGCUAACUCAAGGAGGCAAGCUACUCUACAUAUCCGACAACGCUGCCGAGUAUCUUGGACAUUCCAUGGAGGACCUCUUGAUCCACGGGGACAGCGUGUACGACAUCAUCGACAAACAGGACCACUCGGCAGUGCAGGCCGAGCUCAUUCGAGGGUCGCAGGCGGCUGCUGCGGCCGCCACGGCCCCGAUGUCUCACGACGAAGACCGGCUGUUCCUCUGCAGGAUGAAUGUGUCCAGAAACGCCCGGCGGCAGAUGCGCUUCGGAGAUCAGAAGGUUGUUUUGGUCGCCGGCCACUACCUUUCUUACCUUCCUCUGUGUUCGAGGAACGAGCCGGUGUUCUUGGCUCAUUGUACGCCAGUGGCCAUGCCGGAGACGCGCGAGAGCGUCGUUCAGGGAGCCACUAAUGUCUUCACAUCUGUUCACACCUUGGAUAUGAAAUUUAUCAGCCUAGAUCGAAACGGCGAGUUCUAUUUGGGAUACAACCGUUCGUCCCUCGCCGGCGUCUCCUGGUACCACCUCAUUCAUCCCGAAAAUAUGAGGGAGGCGCAGACGAAGCACAGACUCAUAACCGCAAGCGAGCAAGACAGAUCUUGCAUUCUGCUGCUCAGGUUGCAAGCAGCUGGUGGGACGUGGCGUUGGGUUCAUUGCGUCUUGCAAGUGAAGGACGGUGGCGAUUCAAACCAACAGUCACAGCAGAGCAACCAGAGUUCACAGCAGACGAACGGCAGCAGCAGCAGCAGCAGCAGCAGUGGUAGUAAUAGCAGCACCAGCACCAGCAGCACUCAGCAGCCCGUGAUUGUUGCCACCAAUCAGGUGUUGGGCGAUAAAGAGGCUGCCGUUUUAAGAGCCAAUUCGUGGUUGUACCACUACUAUACCAUGCAGUCCAAGCUGCAGUAUGGAUUAGCCUACGAUGCCCAUGCCCAGAGAGUGCAUGCCUACUACCCGCAAGUUAUGAGUUACCAGACAGACCCUGCGAGCUCCUAUGCGCCGACAACCGCCCUGAAUGGCAGCCACAGCCAUUCUCACACACACAGCUCCUCAGCCCACACACCAUAUUCGUUGACAACACCUUCAGCCUAUGCCCAUCUUCAGCAUUAUCACCAUCACUACUCAGUACGUUUGCAACACGGCCUUGACUAUUCCCGCGAUCCAGCCUGGGGUUACUAUGACACAACACAUGCCACUGCAGAGACCCAGCCAGGUCUCCAUGCCCCACAUGCCGCAAGUUACACUCCAGUUCACACACCAAAACUUGCCAAGAAAGGAUCUUCUCCCAGUUCUUCCCCCAGAAGGUCACCUUUGACUCCUGUGUCCUCACACGGUGUAUCUGAAGGCGGUGGCAUCGCAGUGGCUACCCCAGUCGCAGUGCGAGCAGCACCAAUCGGCGUCCACAAAGGCACUUCUUCUCCAGAACUCGAGCACCUCGAUGUCCCCUGGAAGGCAUCGCCGACCCAAGAAGUCCCUGAUUAUCCAGAAUCAACUCCUUACAUCACCCCACCGUAUUCUGGCGCCACGCCCACCAAACACCACGUUUUCACAUUCGAUCCCUCCGACCCUCGUGACAUGAGCAUGGCUCGUGACCAGAGAGUACCAUCCAUCGACUCGACUGACCUCUCUUCAUGGUCAGCUGACUUGACCUCAAAAGGGUCCCCUUGGCUCCCGUCAUUAGACGAUUCUAACGUCUUACCUCUUCGAGCCUUGCACCACGCAGCACUUUGAGAGUCCUGCUCUUCCUGUUGUAGUUUGUAAAUGGGUAACUUAAUGUGUGAUAUGUUCCCUCCGUCAGGGUUUUUUGUGUAUUUUUUUUCGUUAAGCUUCCGUCCUGAGUUGCAACGAAGAACUUGGGAUGUCAAGAUUAACCUGGGUUCCACCUCUGGUGCAGCAUAGCAACAGAGUGCGUCGAAUUGAGUGUUCAUAAAGUACAUUUCAUCGAGCGGUUUCAACAUUGACACUUCUAUCGCGACGUGAUCUGUACAGCCAUUGUCAACCUCGCAUGACUAAACCUCAGAACCUGGUCAGAUUCUGGCACUGUUAUAUGUACUUGCACCAUUCCAUAUUUUAUUUUAGGUAAUGAAAAGAAAUCCUUUUACCCUGUAUCAUCAGCCGACUUUAUCUCUAAAUUUUCAUUGAUUCGUUUUCAAAUAAAUUGCUUAUUCUGAGACUUGAUGAAUUCCGCAUAGAUUCCGAGCUAUGCUACGAAACUCACUGAGGCUCAGAUUGACUGGCUUUUGACUUAAAGGUUGUAUAAUGAUUUGAUCAGAACCAGUCCUAGAAUGCAGAUAGUACCACCAGCUUGGAAUGACCUAGGUCAUGCAAGAGAAAAAGAAAAACAGUUUCCUAAAACGUGCAUCCUGUCCAAAACUGAAUAAAUGGUGUAAAUUAUUGAUUUACACCAGUAUUGUCACCAAAGAUAGAAGCAUUUUCUUGCAGAAAACGAUAUAAUUUUUUUCCUCAGUCUCAAUCAAUUCCUUUUUCCCACGGUGCCACUCAUAAAAACAUAUUCAAUUUCACUCACUUCUGUGCUUCAUCUCCCCUCAUUUCUAUCAGUUACAAAGAUAUCGCUGAUCUGAGCUGAGCUCAAAAUCUUCAGUUUUACUCCGGUGAUGUUUAAAUCGAGGAUGUUGUAGGGACUUGUUUUCCGAAUGUUACCGAUAUCUGUAGAUGAUGUAAGGUGUUCUGUAAGUUUCACUACGUAGGAAAUUAAUGCAGUAUUACUAGAUUUAUAUUUCUUUUGUAAUCCAAUGCCUUUUUGCCAUAGAUUUGCCGCCUUUAUAUUGCGUUUUAUGUUGGCUUGUCAUGUUUUUGUUUAGCAACGCGAUUUUAGAAAGUAACUUUUUUGAGUAUUCUUUUUUUUUAGUAAUUUUACUAUACAUAUCAAAUUCUUUGCAAGUUUUUAUUAGGAAAUUUAGCAAAGAAAGUAUCUGGUAAACAUUGUUGUUGAUGGAAUGUGGUCUACGUCUGCUACGAGAAAAACUCCUUUUUUCAUUUUCCUUCGUUUUCCCACAGCUGUCCUUUUAGUCGCUGGAAAAUUAGACUUUUUUUUCUUCUGUAUCUAGAAACAAGAUUGAAUACUAAACGAAAGUGUUUAUGCGCCAUGUCAUGUUAUAUGUAUAUAAUGAUAAUUAUUAUAUUUUAACUUUCCUUUUCAUGCGAAUGUGCGUCCUGCUUAUUUCUGCUGUGCAUGAAAUGUGUGACUGCCUGAACGUAUGCAUGUGUCUCCUGUACAUAUACCAAUAUGCGUCUAGUACGAAUUACUUUGUUCCAGUCCCUGCCAUGUCUUUACCGUGUAAUAUAUUUCAUCUAUGUCUUCUUUCAUUAAAAAUUUUAUUGUCCUUUUUCUAGAUUUUCUUACUGACUCAUUGUUCUAUUUUCUGGAACAAAAAAGAUGUUAUUAAACUGACACCAAUUUCGCUAUGUACCUUUAAAGAUAAAAUCUUUGUAUAUAUUGUAGUUACAGUGUUUCGUUUAAGAGAAUUAAGAGAGAGAUGUUAUAGAAAGUUUAUAGAUAAUCCUGGGCACUUAGUGCUAUAUGUGCAAUCUAGUGUUAGU
Messenger RNA from Macrobrachium nipponense, 4077 nucleotides. RefSeq names its product single-minded homolog 2-like. The record is from RefSeq and is a predicted model, not a curated record. Bases 241 to 2247 code for a protein of 668 amino acids. NCBI's taxonomy places the organism in Eukaryota, Metazoa, Arthropoda, Malacostraca, Decapoda, Palaemonidae. Gene Ontology annotation, biological process: regulation of transcription by RNA polymerase II. The transcript is spliced from 9 exons. Gene Ontology annotation, molecular function: RNA polymerase II transcription regulatory region sequence-specific DNA binding; protein dimerization activity; DNA-binding transcription factor activity, RNA polymerase II-specific.